Messenger RNA from Colletotrichum navitas, 900 nucleotides. Its product is annotated as urate oxidase. NCBI's taxonomy places the organism in Eukaryota, Fungi, Ascomycota, Sordariomycetes, Glomerellales, Glomerellaceae. Gene Ontology annotation, cellular component: peroxisome. The coding region runs from base 1 to 900 and encodes 299 amino acids. The transcript has a single exon. The record is from RefSeq and is a predicted model, not a curated record. Gene Ontology annotation, molecular function: urate oxidase activity. Gene Ontology annotation, biological process: purine nucleobase catabolic process; urate catabolic process.
AUGUCGUAUCUCGCUUCCGCCCGCUACGGCAAGGACAAUGUCCGCGUCUACAAGGUCGAGCGCAACGGCGCCACUCAGACCGUCACCGAGAUGACCGUCUGCUGCCUCCUGGAGGGCGACAUCGACGUCUCCUUCACGGCCGCCGACAACAGCGUCGUUGUCGCCACUGACUCCAUCAAGAACACCGUUUACAUCAAGGCCAAGGAGAACCCCGUCAACCCGCCCGAGCUCUUCGCCUCCAUCCUCGGCGCUCACUUCCUCGACACUUACGCCCACAUCCACACCGCCAACGUCAAGAUCGUCCAGCACCGCUGGACCCGCAUGACCGUCGACGGACGGCCGCACCCCCACUCAUUCUACCGCGACGGCGAGGAGACCCGCAACGUUGAGGCUCGCGUCUCCCGCCGCGACGGCAUCGCCCUCACCAGCGCCAUACAGAAGCUCACUGUACUCAAGUCCACCGGCUCCGCCUUCCACGGCUUCGUCCGCGACGAGUACACCACCCUCCCCGAGACCUGGGACCGCAUCCUCUCCACCGACGUCGACGCCGGCUGGACCUGGGCGUUCCCAGACCUCGCCGCCGUCCGCGCCGCCGUCCCCAAGUUCGACCCCGCUUGGCAGGCCGCCCGCGACAUCACCAUGAAGACCUUUGCCGAGGACGAGAGCGCCAGCGUCCAGAACACCAUGUACAAGAUGUGCGAGCAGAUCCUCGCCGCCGUCCCCGAGACCCUGACUGUCACCUACUCUCUGCCUAACAAGCACUACUUUGAGAUCGACCUGAGCUGGCACAAGGGGCUGCAGAACACCGGCAAGGACGCCGAGGUCUACGCUCCGCAGUCCGGGCCCAACGGUCUCAUCAAAUGCGAGGUCGCCCGCAAGCUCGGGUCAUCCAAGCUAUGA